Kwoniella shivajii is the source of this 1542-nucleotide messenger RNA. RefSeq lists its product as uncharacterized. Bases 1 to 1542 code for a protein of 513 amino acids. The record is from RefSeq and is a predicted model, not a curated record. NCBI's taxonomy places the organism in Eukaryota, Fungi, Basidiomycota, Tremellomycetes, Tremellales, Cryptococcaceae. The transcript is spliced from 3 exons.
AUGGAGACUUCUUCACUCGAUAACUCUGAUCCACAUCCUCUUUUUUCUUCUUCUUCAGCUAAACCUCUACCUCUCCCACUGUCUGAUAGAUCGAUGGUUCGGGCUCGACCUGAAAUCCGAAUUGGUCGAGCAUGGCCAUUAGCUCUUCUCGGUCUAUUCGAGCUGGUCUACACUAUCCAUUUCCUGGUACAAGCGCACCUACCGACUCGUCUAAUCCUUCUUUCCUUGAUUCGAAUAUCAGCGUUGGGAUUCAUCAGUCUGAGUAAAUCAUGGAGAUUCAAAGGUUCUUAUAUCGCCAUCUUGAUGGGAAUCACCAUUGGAAAUACCAUUUGGGAAUUGUGUAGUUCCAUCUUAUUAAGUUCUGACAAUGAGAAUCAAAAUGAAAAUGGGAAUGAGAAUCAGAAUGGUGAAGGAGGAGAAAUGAAUGGGAAUAAAAAGUAUUUGAUUAUUACAAGUAUGUUAUCGAUCAUAGAAUAUUUGACCCAUAUACUUCUCAUUCGAAUAUCCCCCUCAACUUCUCAGUCAACUAGUACGAAAAUACCUUUACCCCAUACCCUAACACCUUCUUCGACGAAGAGGAGGUCUGUGCCUCAUACCCGGACGCCAUCUUCUUUCUCAAGAAGGAACACUCGUAACCCUGUACAUACCCCCAGAUCAGUCUCAGUUCGAUUCAAAGAUCCUCAAAGGGUAUCUUCAAGAGAUACCACAAGGUCAUUUCGUCCAUCUGGACAAAUAUCGGAUUUCAUUUUGCCAGAUGAUAAUGACAAUAACAAUAACAGUAUCAAGGUCAAGAGGGAUCAAAGUUCCAUUGGAGACGUGUUCACUUCUUCGGCUGAAGUGGGUGCGUCCAAUGAUAUACAUAGGAGAAGUAUCGAUCAUCUGUGGAAUGAUGAAGAGGAUCAUAUCAACGGAAGAGGAUAUGCUAUUGACGACUACGAGGAUGACGAUGAUGAUUAUUAUGACGAGGAGGAUGUUGAUCACGGUAACUACGAGGAGGAUCUAGAUAAUAUCAAUCAAUUCGAACGCAGUCAUGCUUUCGAUACACAUCAUCCAAUUAAUCGGUAUUUUCAGUCACCUUCUUAUGACUCGAUACCUCGUCCUCGUAUCGAAGGAUUCCAAAUGGACGAUAUAGAAGUGGAAGACGAAGACGACGAAAAUGACGAAAAUGAAGAAGACGUCGAAAACGAUGAGGACGAUGACAAUGACGAUGACAAUGACGAUGACGAUGACGAUGACAAUGACGACUCGUCUUCGAUAUCCUCAUCAUCAAUUAUAGAUCUUCCACCACCAUUAUCACCUUCAAUCAUCCCUUUACCUAUACCACUAGCAAGAUCGACAAGCUUGAAUAUCUUACCUUUACAUAGAGGAAUAUCUCAUUUGACUAGUUCGCCCAUUGUUGAACCACUAGUGAGAAGAUCUAGGAGUGCUAGGUUCUUGAGUAAAAGCUGGGCAAGUUCGUCAAGCUGGUUAAACCAAGAGGAGAACCGUCAAGAGGAAGAAAAUGUAUCAAUCGAAGAAGACGGUUAUGGUACCUUUGUAUAA